UCUUUCUUUUCUCUUUCUACCUAAUUUCUCUCUCUCUCUCUCUCUCUCCUGUCUUUGUCUUGAUUCUGAUGCGAAUGGUUAUUGCAGAAACCCCAACCCUCGCUCAAUCACCCUCCUCCUAGAUCGAGUCAGGCAGGGUAUCCUAUUUCAUCUGGAGACCUGAGAUGGUAAAUCGGUAACAGAAUGAUGGUGGCAUUUUAAGCUGAUUUAUAGACUUUGCCCUCUGGUUCCAUUGGAUUUUGAACCAUUUUUAUGAUGGGCAAAGCGCGGCAAUAAUUAAAGUCAGAUGAAAAUCAAGGAGAUUUUUGUUGGCAAAGAGGCUGAAGUUAUUUCAAAUGGCUUUGAAGUUUAUAGCAAUUUCGGCGGUUUCUACUGUGUUAAGCUUUGUGGGUUUGCAGUUUUUCACAGACUUGUCUUUGGAUAAACUGAAAUCAGAUGGACUUAUAGGAUGGAAUUUAAUUCACUUGGACAAUGACAACCAUGACAUUGAAGUGUCUUUAGAUCUUUACACCUCCAUAGGGCUACUGGUUAAUUGCAUGAUCAAUGUAUUUAUCCUUAUCAAUCUUUGUCUCAAGGCUGUGUUCUUCACAGAGUUGUAUCCUUCAGAAACUCGUAAGCUGAUUGAACGUCUCAUUAAUUAUGUUAUUUACAAGGGGACAUUUCUACCGCUAAUUGUGCCACCAACAAUUUAUCAGGCGGGUCUUUGGACAGCUUGGUUGGCUGUGCUUUGUUCUUUAAAGAUGUUUCAAGCUUUGGCUAGAGAUCGUUUGGAGCGGUUGAAUGCAUCUCCAUCUGCUACACCUUGGACAUAUCUUCGUGUAUAUUCAGCAUUGUUAUUUGUUUUCUUGGUUGAUGUUCUCUGGAUAAGGUUUUGUCUGGCAAUAUAUAGAACACAUGGGUCCUCUAUGUAUCUUUUACUAUUCUUUGAGCCUUUCAGUAUUACUUUUGAGACCUUACAGGCCAUUUUGGUACAUGGGUUUCAGUUGCUUGACAUAUGGCUUCAUCAUUCAGCUUGCAAUAGCAGUGAUUUCCGAACGCCUAAACUGCUUGACACGUUAACUGCAGGUUCAUUAUUGGAAUGGAAGGGAAUUCUUAUUCGGAACUUGGGGUUUUUCCUUGACAUGGCAACAUAUUUUAUGGCACUUGGCCAUUACUUGUAUAUAUGGCGGCUUCAUGGCAUGGCUUUCCAUCUUGUAGAUGCAGUGUUGUUUCUAAAUAUACGUGCUUUGCUUUGUGCAAUAAUAAAUCGCAUAAAAGGCUUUAUUAGGCUAAGGAUAGCUCUAGGAGCGCUUCAUGCAGCUCUUCCUGAUGCCACGACCGGGGAGCUAAGAGCAUAUGAUGAUGAAUGUGCUAUUUGUAGAGAACCCAUGGCUAAGGCUAAAAAGCUAAACUGUAAUCACCUCUUCCAUCUUUCAUGUUUGAGAUCUUGGUUGGAUCAAGGCCUGACUGAGAUGUAUACUUGUCCAACAUGCCGAAAGCCACUGUUUGGAGCCGGGCCUGAAAAUGAAACAAACUCCAAUACAGGGGCAAUAUCUAGUGAUGAGCAACUUGCACGUCAAAUAAGUGCAGGACUUGAUCGGCCGAACUCUGCUACUAGACAUAACAUGCCUACAGGGUUGUAUCCAAAUCAGACACUAAACACUGCUGAAGGUGUUCCUUGGAGGGGUGCAGGACUGGACUCAGGUUGGUUGCAUUCUUGGCCAAAUCAGGGUGUUGAUGGAGCUGGUCCUUCUACUGCUAUCAGAACAGUUGGAUUGGGCAGAGUUCAAAUGAUGAUGAGGCAUCUUGCAUCUGUUGGGGAAACCUAUGCUCAGACUGCCUUUGAAGAUGCUUCUUGGAACCUUUGGCCCAUUAAUCCCUCUCAGGCUUCUGCAAGUGGUUCCAUUCCUUCCCCUGGUGGAAGAUUGGCAGGAGGAACUGGUAGUUUACACAUAAGGACUGCUUCAAAUUCUGCAAAUGAUAACGUGGCGAAUAUACUUGCCAUGGCUGAGACUGUUCGGGAGGUUCUACCUCAUAUUCCUGAUGACAUAAUAUUCCAGGAUUUGCAGCGGACAAAUUCAGUCACAGUUACUGUGAAUAAUCUUCUCCAAAUGUGAUGUGUUAAGGUAUUGUUUUGCUCAUCGAUGGUUAUGAAGAAUCAAGGACUUAGAGCUACACUUUUCCUUGGAAAAGCAUAGGCUUCAUUUUAUGUAUAUAGAGUCAGCACAUUUAAUCUGUUGUACUCAAGGAAGAUAGCAGAAAAUAUAGGCCUUUUCUUUCUCUUCUCCUUGAAUCUGUAGCGAAAUAAAUAUGGUGUAUGUUCCCAAGCUGGGCAAGUUCCUUCCCGUCAUUGUACCCUUUAAAUUGUAAUUCUGAAUCUGCUGCUACUCCAAAAUAUGCUAUAAUUUCUUUUCCAUUCCCCACACCAUUUUUGUGGGGGUUGGCACAGAGAGAGAAAGAUCUAGGUACUCCGACUUCAGGGGUAUCAAUUAUCUUCAAGUGACUCAGUUUUGGACGUGCAAGUCUGCAGAAUCUAAUCAAAUAUAAUAAAAAUUUAUAU
Molecule: messenger RNA, 2539 nt
Organism: Abrus precatorius (Indian licorice)
Lineage: Eukaryota; Viridiplantae; Streptophyta; Magnoliopsida; Fabales; Fabaceae
Product: E3 ubiquitin protein ligase RIN2-like
Exons: 13
Coding region: 336-2096 (586 amino acids)
Biological process (GO): ubiquitin-dependent protein catabolic process; positive regulation of plant-type hypersensitive response; protein ubiquitination
Cellular component (GO): ubiquitin ligase complex; plasma membrane; cytosol
Molecular function (GO): ubiquitin binding; ubiquitin protein ligase activity
Source: RefSeq, a predicted model, not a curated record